AUUCUCCGGCCCCCAUGAAAGCUGAGUCAGAGACAGCCGCUUCCCCUUGGAGCACAGUGCCUCCCAUGGGGGCCCUCCUGGCUGCCAAAUGCCUCUGACCUGCUGGGAAGCACAGUGACCCAGGAAGGAGGGAGACUGAAACCUGGAGCCGGACUUGAGCAGGACUGGAGCCGGAGGAGGAGGCAGACAGAGGCGGAUGGACUUGAGCCCUUCCCUUCUUCCCUCCCCGCCUCAGCACUCGUCCCUGGCCAGAGGCACUUCAGGUUCCCCAGGGGAUCCCUCAGCUCUACCCUGCCCCUGUCUGGGGCCUCAGGCCCUUGAGGCUUGCAUCUCAGGAUGUCGAUAGCUGUGGAGACCUUUGGCUUCUUUGUGGCAGCCCUGGGGCUACUGAUGCUGGGGGUGACCCUGCCGAACAGCUACUGGAGAGUGUCCACCAUUCACGGGAAUGUCAUCACCACCAACACCGUCUACGAGAACCUCUGGUAUAGCUGUGCCACCGACUCCCUGGGUGUCUCCAACUGCUGGGAGUUUCCGUCCAUGCUGGCCCUCUCUGGGUAUGUCCAGGGCUGCCGUGCAUUCAUGAUCACCGCCAUCCUCCUGGGCUUCCUAGGCCUCUUCCUGGGCAUGCUGGGGCUGCGCUGCAUCAGCAUUGGGAGCGUGGCGCUGUCCGUGAAAGUCAAGCUGGCGGCCACCGGAGGGACCCUACACAUACUGGCGGGGGUCUGUGGGAUGGUGGCCAUCACGUGGUAUGCGAUCAACAUCACUCAGGAUUUUUUCAACCCUCUGUAUGCUGGAACCAAGUAUGAGCUGGGCCCUGCCCUCUACCUGGGCUGGAGCGCCUCCCUGCUCUCCAUCCUGGGUGGCAUCUGCCUCUGCUCCAACUGCUGCUGUGCCUCCAAAGAGGACCGCGUCACCAGGGCCCAGCUUCCCUACAAGGCGUCCACAGUCCAGAUGCCCUCUCCAGCCUCGCAAGAAGAAGGUGACAUCAGCUUUGGCAAAUAUGGCAAAAAUGCCUAUGUGUAGGAGCUCUGGCCUGUUGACCCCACUGCCCCUAGGACCCUAUCCUCCCUGGAAUAACCUCAGGGCAGGCCACACACCAUGUCUGGCAAGCACAUCCAGGACAUGCCCCUCACCUGGACAUUCUUCCUGCCCCUUGCAGGCCCCUUGCAGGCUUCUAAAAACUCACCUGGGCUUCCAGGGGCAAAGGGAAGGAGCUGGCUCCCAGCGUGUGUGUUCUGUAUAAAUAAAUGCAUGAAUAAAUGUAUACUGAGAUUUCU
Messenger RNA from Chinchilla lanigera (long-tailed chinchilla), 1277 nucleotides. RefSeq names its product claudin 15 (gene Cldn15). The record is from RefSeq and is a predicted model, not a curated record. Gene Ontology annotation, biological process: bicellular tight junction assembly; cell adhesion. Gene Ontology annotation, molecular function: structural molecule activity. Bases 337 to 1023 code for a protein of 228 amino acids. The transcript has 6 exons. Gene Ontology annotation, cellular component: plasma membrane; bicellular tight junction. NCBI's taxonomy places the organism in Eukaryota, Metazoa, Chordata, Mammalia, Rodentia, Chinchillidae.